This is a messenger RNA of Pseudoliparis swirei, 1412 nucleotides long. RefSeq lists its product as uncharacterized. Bases 494 to 1039 code for a protein of 181 amino acids. The transcript is spliced from 3 exons. Lineage: Eukaryota; Metazoa; Chordata; Actinopteri; Perciformes; Liparidae. The record is from RefSeq and is a predicted model, not a curated record.
CUGUAACAUUAGCAUGAGAGGUUCAGAGCAACUUUAAGAAACAUGGGGCUGGGUUUCAGAGGUUUACAGAAUAAAAGAGGUUCAGAGCAGAAUAGUCAGAAAGAGAUGCAGGGUUAGCUUUCAUGCUGUUAGCUAGAUAACUGCGGUAAGAUUCGUUUACACUUGUCUGCAGCUCUUUAGAUCCCUCACCCCGUUGUAGUCCAGUAUUUCAGUCCCAGGACUUUGGAACAACAGACAGGGGAAACUAAACAGCGCAGUUAUAAGUUAUAUAACAAUUCAAAAGUUAAAAUGUUUCAGUUCUCAAUUCAUUAUCUGAUGAAUAGUUUACAUUCUUAGUUGUGAUGAGGUGUACCCACUUUCCUCUUCCCCCACAACCUCUUUCUCACAGCGCUUUGAGCAUCUUAUUAAUGGAAAGGUUUUUUAAUGCAAUAUAUUAUAAUAACUCCAAUGCUGCCUUUUUCUUUGUUACUUUUCUCAGGUUAAUGCAGAAUUCAUGCGGAUCACAACUAUGCCUCUACAAACCAAGUUCAUGGCACAACUUGACAGAUACUCCGCUGACCUAACCAAGCUCUUCAGCAAGAGAGGCGGGACUGCUGGAAAGAAGAUUAGACGCAUCAUGGAGAGGACGCCUCAGUGUGAUGACAUAAACUCCAGACAAGAACGUGUCCUAAGAAGCCUCUGUGUCUACCUCAAUGAGGAUGAUGAAACUCUCAUCAAGGAAUACAUGAACCGCAACUUGGAAGAAGCGGACAGGGAGUCGGCCACCAUGGGACUUCAUGUCGUUCGGAAAGAGGGUGCUGAUGCAGGGGAAGAGCCUGAGCAUGUCGGAGUGGUGAUCGAGGGUGUGGAGCUGCUGAGCAACCUGGGAAGCGUUUCUUUUGGAUUUUCCAUGCUUUUUGGACUGAUUUACUGUCUCAACAUGAGCUACCCACAAGGGCUCAAAUUCACAUUUGAGUUCCUCCAGAAGGUGCUGAUGAACUUGGAUGGCAACAAUCUUUCUCCUAAGGUUCAAGCACUUAAAAUUAAGAUGCUCCAGUAAACUCACUUAUAGGUCUGAAGGCCUCAUGUUUUGUUUUACAUUUUAUUUUAGAUCUUAAAGAGGAUUGUCUUUUUCUCUCUCCCCACUUAAGGAACCAAAACAAACUUUAAUUUGUAUUGACAUUUGCUCAUUAACAAUAUUAUUUGUGUUAGAUAGUGGUAUAUUCAGACAAAUCUUGUUCAUGGGUCAAGAUCAUUCCCUUUCACUGAUGCCUGGUGCUAAUGUUCGGUGGUCAAUAUUAUUCCCUCACUGAGGCCUGCCAUUUAUUCCAGAAACUUCCAAAUUGUGUUCAUUUAAGUGGUAUGGCGAGGCAAAAAAAACCUGAAGAGUUGUGAUGUUAAUAAAUGUUUAAUAAAUAAAUGUUUGACUUUAA